This is a messenger RNA of Lathyrus sativus (Indian pea), 756 nucleotides long. NCBI's taxonomy places the organism in Eukaryota, Viridiplantae, Streptophyta, Magnoliopsida, Fabales, Fabaceae. The record is from the annotation of a GenBank genome assembly.
AUGAAAUUUCUAAGUUUGGUUGGAAAUUCUUUUGGACGUUCUGCAUCUGAGGAAAGGCUAGUUUCUGCAGCAAGAGAUGGUGAUGUUCAAGAGGCUAAGGCCUUGUUGGAAUAUAACCCCCGUCUUGUGAGGUAUUCGACGUUCGGAGUUCGGAAUUCUCCUUUGCAUUACUCGGCUUCUCAUGGCCACCAUGAGAUAGUGUAUCUCUUGCUUGAAUCUGGCGUUGAUAUAAAUCUCAGGAAUUAUCGCGGUCAGACUGCACUGAUGCAAGCUUGCCAACAUGGUCAUUGGGAGGUGGUUCAGACUCUGAUCCUUUUUAAAUCGAAUAUUCAGAAAACUGAUUACCUAAAUGGAGGUAUUGCCCUCCAUUUGGCUGCUUUGAAUGGCCACACUCGGUGCAUUCGGUUCCUUCUCGUAGAUUAUAUACCAAGCAUCCCUAACUUUUGGGAUGUAUUACAGACGGGCGAUUACAAAUCAAUCGAAGAAUUUGAUCAAAGUGGUAUUUGCGAGGUGAUUAACAAAACUUCUGAUGGAGGCAUCACUGCUCUGCAUAUGGCAGCAUUGAACAGACAUGUUGAAAGUGUGCACUUGCUUUUGGAAUUGGGAGCUUCCGUGUUCUGGGAGCACUCCACUCCAUUAUGCUGCAUGUGGUGGAAAUGCACAAUGUUGUCAACUAUUGAUUGCCAAGGGCGCCAGUCUCACUGCCGAGAAUGCAAAUGGAUGGACUCCCUUAAUGGUCGCACGUUCGUGGCAUAG